Closterium sp. Yama58-4 is the source of this 1953-nucleotide messenger RNA. Lineage: Eukaryota; Viridiplantae; Streptophyta; Zygnematophyceae; Desmidiales; Closteriaceae. The record is from the annotation of a GenBank genome assembly.
AUGGGGACCCUGACGAAACCACAGCUUGUGGCGGCUCCUCUCAUUCUCUUUCUCGUCAUCGGCUCUUGCACUGCAGCCCAUCCCUGGCGACGUGCUCUUGUCCGCGACGAUGCUGUCUCAUGGAGUGCCGCGGCGGCAUCUACGAACAGCCACAGCGCGCCUCGUGCGACGGUCGCACAGAGGGUGUCGGAGCCCCUCGUUUAUUCUGCCAGAGGCGCCGCUGCUGGUUCGCACGCAACUCCUAGUUGGGCGGCCACCUCUCACGCCGCCGCUCACGCCGUCCAUUACGCAGAAACCCCUCACGGCGCUCCCCAAGCCGCACUUAACGCCGUGAAGCACGGCCCUCACGGACCUGGGAACGUCAAGCUCCAAGCAGCAGCGAAUCAGCGUCGAGGCGGUGGAUCCCGCCGCCAUGAAGGGAACGGCAGAACAAUCGCCAUGAACGGCGCAUUCCGCGCAGCCAGCAGCGACGACGUGGCGAUCCAUCACCGCUCCAGCCACGAGCGCCGCACGCGGGACGAGCGCAGCAGUGGUGAGCCAGUGGAGCGGCUGUACCAGCGCAGCAGCGGCGGAGCUUCUGACGUGGCCCUCCACAGCAGGAAUGGUGGCAGCAACAGAAAUGAAGCGCAGGGCGCUAAUAACCUCGGCACCUAUCAGCGUGAUGAUGGUGUAAAUCGUGGGAUUAUGAGGACGGAAAAUGCGCACACUAACGCAGCUGGUGAUUAUGGUGGUGGUGAUUACAGUGGUGGUGAUUACAACGGUGGUGAUAAUGGUGGUGACUACAAUGGUGGUGACAACGGUGGUGAUUACAACGGCGGUGAUUACAGCGGUGGUGACAACGGCGGUGAUUACAAUGGAGGUGACAACGGCGGUGAUUACAAUGGAGGUGACAACGGCGGUGAUUACAAUGGAGGUGACAACGGCGGUGAUUACAAUGGAGGUGACAACGGCGGUGAUUACAAUGGAGGUGACAACGGCGGUGAUUACAAUGGAGGUGACAACGGCGGUGAUUACAAUGGAGGUGACAACGGCGGUGAUUACAAUGGAGGUGACAACGGCAGUGAUUACAAUGGAGGUGACAACGGCGGUGAUUACAAUGGAGGUGACAACGGCGGUGAUUACAAUGGAGGUGACAACGGCGGUGAUUACAAUGGAGGUGACAACGGUGGUGAUUACAAUGGUGGUGACAACGGUGGUGAUUACAAUGGUGGUGACUAUAAUGGAGAUGGCUGCCCUGAUGGUGGUGAUGGUGGAAACGGUGCUGGGGAUGGUGGGAACGGUGCUGGGGAUGGUGGGAACGGUGCUGGGGAUGGUGGGAACGGUGCUGGGGAUGGUGGGAACGGUGCUGGGGAUGGUGGGAACGGUGCUGGGGAUGGUGGGAACGGUGCUGGGGAUGGUGGGAACGGUGGCGGGGGCGGUGACAGCAUCGACCUCGGUGGUACUGACGGCAGCAAUGGUGGUGCUGAGGGUGGCAACAAUGGUGCUGACGGCGGUAACAGAGGUGGCGGCGGCGGCAGCAUUGACAUUGCAGGGAUUCUCGAGGAGCACAACAAGGCACGGCAGGCAGUGGGUGUGCCGGACCUCGCAUGGGACGACAACGUGGCAGCAACGGCACAGGACUGGGCGAACAAGCUGGCCGCCAAAGGGUGCCCUCUGGAGCACGGCGGAGCAGACGGGCUCGGGCAGAACCUCUACUGGAUGUCACCCGCAAAUCUCACCCCGCAGGAGGACCGUGGGGCGGUGAAGUCAUGGGUGGAGGAGAAGGCGGACUGGACCCCAAGCCCUAUUCCAGAGGGGUGUGUGGAGGGCAAGAUGUGUGGGCACUACACGCAGGUGGUGUGGCGGGAUACCACUCAUGUCGGCUGCGGCUCUGCUCAGUGCCCUGAUGGUGCCGGCAUGUGGGUCUGUGACUACUCGCCCCCGGGUAACUUCGUUGGCCAAACCCCUUUCUAG